AUGUCUCUUUCAAGACCAUCACGAGCGGAAGCAUCGCAGUGGGGGAAGGCCCUGGACAAUGUACUGACCAACAGCUGUAAGUUUCAGUAGUCAUACAAUGGUUAAAUAUCAGUAUUUUGACAUAUUCUAAUGAGACCAUGUUGCAGUCAAUCAUUGACUCUACUUUGGUAAACUUCAAUCAGAUAACUUUUACUGUAUUCCUCUUCCUCUCCCUAACAGAUGGCCUGGCUACUUUCAGGGGCUUCCUGAGGUCAGAGUUCAGCGAGGAGAACAUUGAGUUCUGGGUAGCCUGUGAGGACUACAAGAGGACCAGAGAAGCAGGCAAAAUGGCUGCCAAGGCCGGGAGGAUUUAUAAGGAGUUUAUACAGACCGGAGCCCAGUGGGAGGUCUGUCCUCAUUCUCCUUCUUCCAGGGUCGUGUUCGUUAGGCACCAAACUGAAGAAAAUAGACUGAAAUAGGGAGGGACUAUCUGGAGUUGUCCAAUAAGAAGCGCUAAUUUUGUUUCUCUGUUACAAAACGUUUUUACAAGUUUUUCUGUUGUGUGCCCUAAUGAACACAACCCUGUUUCUGAUACUUUGUCAUUGGGAUGAUAUGACAAUGAGCAUGAUGUCAAUCCUCGAGCGCAAUUCACCAAAUUAGAUGAGAGGACUUUAUUUUUGAAACUCUUUGUCAAUAUUGGUCUGGUCAAUAUUGGUCACUGGAUACGUGCCAGUCUCAAGUGUCACAAGACCAUUGUGUUUGGGGGAGAAUUGGCUUUUACCGGGUCGUGUUCUGAAUAGGAUGUGUUUGGGGGAGAAUUGGCUUUUACUGGGUCGUGAUAUGAAUAGGAUGUGUGUUUGUUGAGUAAAGAACAGAGACGAAUGCUUCAAAGCAUCUAUUCAUGUGCCAGACCAGGGAAUUAGUAUUUACACACAGUCCCUAUAGUACUACACACCUGGCCCACUGCGUGAGGUUAUACAAAGUACAGUGGUCCUAGACUGUACAAACAUUACACAAAUACUGUGUUUGUUUUCGAGAGGUAUUACCAUAGUAAUCAGUCAAUGGUAGUCCAAUGGUAAGAUUAGGUAGUCUUAUCGUAGAAGAGUUACGAAAUGAUGAUCAAUACGAUACAAUACUUUAGUAUACAAUUUCAUGAAAAUUCAUUACUGUGCAAUGUCUUAUUCUAAAACAAUUCAUGCUAUAUACUGCAUCUAGAAAAGGUAAAUAUCUUUACUGUACUCUGGGGUUAACUUACCUACAGUUUGUCACAUAACUAACAUACCUAAUACACGUCAAAUACACCCAAACCGUCUAACAUAGGAUACACUGAAACAUGGACCAACUCUUUAUAAGGCAUUAUGAGUAAUUUGAUUCUAAUGCUCAGCUGACUCUCUGCCUCCAACAGGUGAACAUUGACCACAUCACCAAGGACGUAACAGUAAGGAACUUGGGCCGACUGACUCCUAUGACCUUUGACCUGGCCCAGAGACAGGUCUUUGCCCUCAUGGAGAAAGAUUCAUACAGGAGGUUCCUCAAAUCCAACCAAUACAAGGAGAUUAUAAAGUAGAAACUCAAACGCUGGUUGGCUAGUGUCAUCGGACUGAUUGGUUGGUUGGUUGGUUGGUUGGUUGGUUGGUUGGUUGGUUGAUUGACUUGA
This is a messenger RNA of Coregonus sp. 'balchen', 1636 nucleotides long. The record is from the annotation of a GenBank genome assembly. NCBI's taxonomy places the organism in Eukaryota, Metazoa, Chordata, Actinopteri, Salmoniformes, Salmonidae.